AUGGCGUCCGUCGCUGUCAACAUCUCGCUUCUUGCGACGGAGAACAUCCUCUCCAUCAAACAUCGCCAGUUUGCACGCGUUUGCCCCGCCUCCGCCGAUCAGGCGUUUGGGCCCGCGAUCCGGGGCUGCCGCUCCCAUUUUGACUUUACGCUCCUCUUCCAAGAGACUAUUCUCACUCUACUUCCGUGCAUUGUCUUUAUCCUGUUGGCUUUUCUCCGUGCCAUCGCUCUGCUGCGUGAAGCUCCGGUUACCAAGACUGACUGGGCUGUUACAGCCAAGACCGCAACUCUCGUAGUUUCAUCGGGCCUAAGCAUUGCUUUCCUCAUCAUGCAAAGCAUCAAGGACGGGACCAAGACUACUACUUCCAUUGCGGCUGCUGCGUUGUCACUUUUCGCCAGUCUCGCCGCCGCUGGCCUCUCCCCCUAUGAGCAUACGAAAAGCACCCGUCCGUCCAACGUACUACUUGCUUACCUGUUCUUCACUGUUCUCUUCGGUGUUGUCCGCGCACGAACGUACUGGCUGAUGCCUCAAUCAGCGCUGGCUGCUAUUCUGACUGCGGACUGUGCCGUCAAGACGCUUGCCUUCUGCCUGGAAGCCAAGAACAAAAGCCAUCUUUCACUCAGCUCGGAAAGAACAUCAUCUGAGGAAAGCGCCGGCCCCAUCAGCAAGGCAUUUUUCUUCUGGCUCAACUCGCUCUUCUUCAUCGGAUUCAAAAGGAGCUUCCAGCCCGCAGAUGUCGGGCCUAUUGACAAAGAGCUGUAUGCUGAUAGCCUCAGAAAGAGAUUUGCUCCCCUUGUGAAUGGCACAAUCGUGGAUUCCCCGUUCAAGCUCGCUCUUCUCACUCUCAAAUGUCUUGGCUUGUCUACAUUCAAGCCAAUGCUCCCUAGACUAGCCUUGACCGGAUUUACAUAUUCACAGACCUUUUUCGUCGAGGCCAUGCUCAACUAUCUCAAUGAUGAUGAUGCGCCUAUGAACAACGGUAUUGGUUUGAUAGGUGCUUGCUUUCUGGUCUACCUGGGCAUCGCUGUUUCCACCAGCUUGUAUUGGCGACAAGUCUUUAGAAACGCCACCAUGAUUCGCGGUGGCCUCGUUACGGCCAUAUUCGAAAAAGUUCUGCGACUGCGCGAAGACAGCAACAUAGAGUCUACCGCAAUGACCCUGAUGAUUUCUGACGUGCAGCGCAUUAUCAAAGGCGCAGAGUUUAUAUACGAGGUCUUUGUAGGCAUCAUCGAGACUUCUUUGGCAACGUAUCUGCUGUACCGACAAAUUGGAGUCGCCUGCUUCACGAUGCUCGGGCUUGGACUUGUGUGCGGAGGAUGUAGCGUCUGGAUAGCUCGCAUUCUGAGCGUUCAGCAGCAAGCUUGGUUGAGCGCAGUUCAGACACGAAUCGGUGCCACCAAGAGGCUGCUGGACUCUAUGAAGUCAGUCAAGAUGAUGGGCUCGGAAGAGCGCGUCGGUGCCGUAGUCAAGGACUUUCGGGAUCUAGAGAUUCAUUCCGCCAAGUACUUCCGGACAUUGGCCUGCGUGAGUGUGCUUUUGUCUUACUGCAUGUUAACUAUCGCUCCUUUGUUGGUUUUUGCUGCAUACGUUGGCAUAUCAGGCGCUGCGCAUGCUGAGCUUGACACUACGAGGAUGUUCUCGUCUCUCGUCAUCAUUUCUCUUCUUGGCGGACCGCUUAUCCACCUCCUGCAAGGCCUUCCAACAAUAGGCUCGGCGUAUGGGUGUUUCAAACGAAUUCAUGACUUUAUGAAGAUUACGGAGCCAAGAAAUACAGUGAAAGCAAUUGCCGGCUGCGGAACUGCAACCGCGACACCAGAUACGGACGCUACGCUUGCCGUGAGUUUGCAAGACGCAUCAUUUGGAUGGACUACCGAAAAGUCCAUCUUACAAAACGUCAAUCUAAAAAUCGAGCAAGGCUCGCAGAUUGCUAUUGUUGGUCGCGUUGGCUCAGGAAAGUCUCUUCUCAUGAAAUCCAUUGUUGGUGAAGCCGAACUAUUGGGUGGCACGGUCGCCGUUACCAACAGAAGCGUAGCCUAUUGUGGCCAGACUGCGUGGCUGGAGAAUGUCUCGGCUGAAAUGAAUUGGACUCAGUAUGUUGCUAGUAGCGACAUGAGCUGGCUGGAGAAGGUCAAGCAUGCCUGUGCUCUCGAAGACGUCGAGAAGCUGUCUGAUUACCGUCAUGGUACUGUGGGCAGUGGCGGUGUGCGGCUCAGUGGUGGUCAGCGGCAGCGCUUGGCUCUUGCUCGUGGACUUUUUGCGAAGAAGCAGAUAAUUAUUCUAGACGACGUGUUUAGCGCCCUAGACCGACGGACCAAGAAGCGUGUCGCGACAAAGCUAUUGGGCUCGCAAGGUCUUCUGCGCCAACUAAAAACUACAGUCAUCUACACUACGCACGACAAAAACCUCGCUGCUCUUGCAGAUGAGGUCUACGAGAUUCGAAAGGAUGGCUCUUUGAACAAGGUCUCUGCAGCCGAGAUUGAAGAAGAGCCCUCGGACGAAGAAGAUGCCGGAAAGGAGGCCAGUAAGGACCGCAACGCGUCAACCGGGACUGACCCUGCUCCGAGUGAGACCGAGGCCAUGAAAACGGAUUCCACCGCUGAAACCAAAUCUAACACGGUAGAGGGCAGCAAGUUGAUUGGCGACAGGUUAGUGUAUCUUCGGUACAUUCGCGCCAUGGGAUAUCCGAACGCUAUCAUCUUUCUGCUCACUGGAAUUAUAUUCGCACUGGCUUUCAUGUUUCCCAAUUUGUGGGUGCAAUGGUGGUCAAAUGCGCUGGCCAACGGCGAUACACGUGGCAACGGUUACUGGCUUGGUUACUUCGCUCUUAUUGAGAUACUGCCUCUCAUUACUAUAUUCGCUUGGGCAAUGCACCUUAUGCUGGGCGUUGUUCCAGCUUCGGCGAGAUCUCUGCACGCUGCCCUUCUGAAGACUACGCUCGGGGCGCCGUUCUCUUACAUUAGCCGUGUUGAUACGGGAAGCCUCUUGAAUCGCUUCAACCAAGAUCUGCUCUUUGUUGACGGCUUCUUGCCAUUGGACCUCUUCAAUACUGUUGCGGAGCUGCUCACUGCCAUGUUUCAGCUGAUCCUGAUUGCCGUGGUCGCCAACGAGGCAUUGGCUGUCAUUCCUGUCGCAGCCAUUGUCCUGUAUAUAAUACAGAAGGUAUAUCUUCGUACUUCAAAGCAGUUGCGAAACCUGGACCUUGAAUCCAAAGGCAUGCUUCAUACAAAGUUUGGAGAAACGGCAUCCGGUUUGAUCACGAUCCGUGCCAACGGCUUUACGGGGGAGAUGCGGCAAAAAUUCAGUGAAAAGUUUGACCGCUCACAAGAGCCAUUUUACCUACUUUUUAUGGCGCAGCGGUGGCUGCAGCUCGUUCUCGAACUUGUGGUCGCAGGACUCGCCGUUGCUAUUGCUUGUGUUGCUGUUGGCCUUCGCGGCAAGGUCGCUGCCGGCGCUGUUGGAGUCGCCUUUCUCAACGUUACCACAAUCGGAUCAACCCUCACAAAUUUCAUCAUUGCAUGGACAUCUCUAGAGACCUCUCUCGGAGCAAUUGCCCGCAUCGCCGUAUUUGAGCGCGAUACUCCCAAAGAGAUCGCGGACGGUCAGGAGAAGACGGUCGUCUCGGACGCGUGGCCGUCCAAAGGCCACGUCCAGAUCGAGAAUAUCCAUGCCACGUAUGCAUCAGAAGAUGAGAAGACUGGCAAUGCUCCGGUGUGGAAUCUGAAUGACGUCUCACUCGAGAUUCUACCUGGGGAGAGAGUCGCCGUCUGUGGAAAGACUGGCUCUGGCAAAUCAACGCUCCUCUUGUCCUUUAUGGGUAUGAUACGCAUGCCAAAAGGGCGCAUCAUUGUUGAUGGCGUGGAAACCUCUACCAUAAAUAUGUCUCAGCUGCGGCAGAGGUUCAGCGUCAUUUCGCAGGACUCCUUUGUCGAUUCAUCUACUUUCCGCCAGGAGCUCGAUCCCGAGCAUCAGUUCUCCGACGACGCGAUUGUCACAUUGCUUAAAGAGUGUGAAAUUUGGGACAAGAUUCGUGAGUCUGGGGGUCUCGGUGCAAAGCGCAUCGACACAAACAUGUCGAAUGGAGAAGUCCAGCUGUUGUCUAUUGCGAGGCUGAUCCUCAGCGACGGUGGUAAACCGGGUGGGCUCAUUGUCCUUGACGAGGCAACGAGCAGCUUGGAUGCGGAAACGGAAGCAAAAGUUGAGGAGGCCAUGGCCCGUCGCCUGAAGGGCAAGUCAACCUUGUCUGUGCUGCAUCGUGUUGAGGCUGCAGCCAAAUAUGACAAGAUUGCAGUUAUGAAUAAGGGAAAACUGGUAGAUUUUGGUGCAGCGGCCGAGGUCAUAAAGCGAAACAGCUUGUUUGUGUCGACAAGCACCUCAGGUCAGUAG
This is a messenger RNA of Beauveria bassiana ARSEF 2860, 4383 nucleotides long. RefSeq names its product multidrug resistance protein MDR, putative. The record is from RefSeq and is a predicted model, not a curated record. Gene Ontology annotation, cellular component: membrane. The coding region runs from base 1 to 4383 and encodes 1460 amino acids. Gene Ontology annotation, biological process: transmembrane transport. The transcript has 11 exons. NCBI's taxonomy places the organism in Eukaryota, Fungi, Ascomycota, Sordariomycetes, Hypocreales, Cordycipitaceae. Gene Ontology annotation, molecular function: ATP binding; ABC-type transporter activity; ATP hydrolysis activity.